Phasianus colchicus (ring-necked pheasant) is the source of this 3348-nucleotide messenger RNA. RefSeq names its product Rab interacting lysosomal protein like 1 (gene RILPL1). Gene Ontology annotation, molecular function: protein dimerization activity; small GTPase binding; dynein light intermediate chain binding. Gene Ontology annotation, cellular component: cytoplasm; ciliary basal body. The record is from RefSeq and is a predicted model, not a curated record. Lineage: Eukaryota; Metazoa; Chordata; Aves; Galliformes; Phasianidae. Gene Ontology annotation, biological process: cilium assembly.
CGCCCGGCCAAGUUGAAACCCCCGCCCCGCGAGUUGGCCGAGUCGCGCGGAGCCGCGGCCCCGCCGGGCAGCGCAGCGCCGUACCGCGAGGCCCGGCCCGGAAAGCGGCCCGCCGAGGGGAGCCGGGCGCUCCGCCGCCGCCUAUGAGGGCGCCGCGGGGUCGGGAGAGCCAUGGACGGCGGCGGCGGAGGGCUGCCCACCGCCCUGGAGAAGAACGCGGCGGAGCUGACGGUGAUGGACGUGUACGACAUCGCCUCGGCCGUGGGGCAGGAGUUUGAGCGGGUGAUCGACCAGCACGGCUGCGAGGCCAUCGCCCGCCUGAUGCCCAAGGUGGUGCGGGUGCUGGAGAUCCUGGAGGUGCUGGUGAGCCGCAACCACAUCAACCCCGAGAUGGAGGAGCUGCGCCUGGAGCUCGAUCGGCUCCGCCUGGAGAGGAUGGACCGCAUCGAGAAGGAGCGCAAGCACCAGAAGGAAUUAGAACUGGUGGAGGAUGUCUGGAGAGGGGAAGCACAGGACCUUCUUACCCAAAUUGCACAGCUGCAGGAGGAGAACAAACAGUUGAUGACAAAUUUGUCUCACAAAGACAUUAAUUUCACAGAAGAGGAAUUUCAGAAGCAUGAAGGAAUGUCGGAGAGAGAACGGCAAGUCAUGAAGAAGCUGAAGGAAGUUGUAGAUAAACAGAGGGAUGAAAUCAGAGCAAAGGACCGGGAACUUGGACUUAAAAAUGAGGAUGUAGAGGCUCUUCAGCAGCAACAGAACAGGUUAAUGAAAAUUAACCAUGACCUGCGGCACCGCAUCACAGUUGUUGAGGCUCAGGGAAAGGCACUGAUUGAGCAGAAGGUGGAAUUGGAAGCAUAUCUGCAAACCAAGGAGCAGGAGAUGGGCACCCUACGAGCAGAGCUGGGGAAACUGAGGGAAAAACUGCAGGGUGAGGACAGCCAAAAUGGGGAGGAAAUACAGACAGAAUCAAACAACGAUGACUGCCUCUCAGAGUCAGAAAAGAUGGCAAUGGACUUGAAAGAUCCAAAUCGUCCAAGAUUCACUUUGCAGGAGCUCCGAGAUGUCCUUCAUGAGAGGAAUGAAUUGAAAUCUAAAGUGUUUUUACUUCAAGAAGAGCUUUUGUAUUACAAAAGUGAGGAAACAGAAGAAGAAACUAGACCCCCUCAACCUACACCCAUAAUUCAAUCAAAACCCUCAACUCAGCCUGAGUCUGGAAUCAAACGACUGUUUAGUUUCUUCUCUCGUGAUAAGAAACGUAUGCAGGCAUCACAGAAAAACGUCCAUUUCCAGGAUACUUUUCGUGAAUGGUCAAAUUCAAAUAAAGAUGACACCUACACAGAGCAAGGACAAGAAGCCCUGCAACACCUGUGACAAAAAGCCUGAGCUUCCUGCAGAACAUCUCAACAGCAUAGUAACAAGAAGCUUCUGUGAACAGAUCUGGCAGCUCAUGGUCUUUAUUUGCCUUGCACGCUGCAGUGGUUGUGUUUCAGAUGAACUCCUCAGAAGGGAUCACUCACUGUUUACUUGGUGACUGCUGAAAACAGAAUCCAAGCUUUGUAGGAUCAGUUGAUACCCGGGGACGUUGAAGCUUCUAGAUGACUUGUUUUGUGCUGGAUAACAAGUCUAUGGUCUUGUUUGUGCAUUAACUACAGUAACACAAGCUUAUCUAAACCAAAAAAAAAAGGACCUGUGCCAUUAUUAGAAAUUUGUUUGCAGUGUACAAUAUCUAUUGACAAAGACUCUGUUACCCUAUUUGUUAAAACUUUUGGUUGUUUGCUUUUUUUGUAACUUGGUAAGAAUUUUUCCAAGAGGGAUACCACAGCUGGCCGCUCUCCCUGCAGGUUGCAGCACUGCUGUGUCCUGUUCAGCUGGCACCUGCAUUUUGCAGAGUAACCACUUGGAAAUCCACCUGAUAGAAAGUGACAAACUGGAGUAGCCUCGAGAGGGAUAGCGAGUGUACGUUUCCCUUGAUGCUUACAGUGCCUAAAGCAUGAAGAAACCCACGUAUGAGGUGAGCGUGCCUUGCUUUUUGCCAUGAGUUCUGCAGUAUUAAUGGAAAAAGAAUUGCUUACAAGGAAGAAUUCUAACACUUGAAUUUUUUCUUUCUUACCAGGGACUUUCCCCUAGAGUAGCAGACAGCUGCCAUAAAGGAGUUAGGUCCCCUUCCCAUAGGCAGGUUUUGAUUUAAGUCACACUCCACUUUUCUGUCUAGGUAAAACUGCCUAACUUCAGAGUAAAAGACAUCCUCAGCUGACAUGAGCUAUCUUAACUGACUUUGAGAUGACCCCAGUUCAAAAUGUAUUCUUUUUUUCUGACUACCCUAAACAUUACUUAGGGUGGCAGAGAUGUAUUCUGUAUGUGCAGGUUGCUCCGCUGGCACUGACUGAUGUGUGGGCAGCCUGCAAGUGGAGAGGGCUUAACUCUUAACUCACCAUCAAAAGCCCAGCACGUGAAUGCAUCUGAACUGCUGGGAGGUGGGGUCUACAUCUGCUUUGCAAUUAAUCAUGCAAGACCCUUGGGGUUGACCAAGGUCAUGCUUGCCUAAACCAGAACACUAAAGUCCCAUGCAGCGUAACCACUGUGCACGGUGUGUGGCAGUGCACAACCCAGCUUUGCACCUGUGGGCAACCUGCACAGGCAGAGCUGGAUGCAGGUGCCUGUGGGCUGCAGCUGACAUCUUACCUGCAGCAACUGCAUGCACUCUGCAAAGAGCCUCUUCUCAGGAGUGGCACUAAGAAUAGAAGCAAUGCUUAGGCUGGAGUAGAGCUCCAGCCACUCAGUGUCUGAGGAUGGCCUGAAGGAUACUUAGAUAAGAGCAAACCAGAAGGUUUAGUGCAGGCCAGUUGUACUCAGUCCAGGAUGAUCCAGCAACAGGUUUGUUAAUGCAUACAGGCAGCAAAUGGCUCUUAGCUCAUCUGAUGUGAAGCUGUGUGAGAAAAUCAAUUUUCACAGUGGGCUGAAUGCUGCUCUGUUCCUAUCUGUAACUGCUCAUUUUGAACACAGACCUUCAGCACAUUGUAGGGUGAGUGUUUACUGUGCCUGCCAGUUGUCACUGACAUUGCCUGGGGCAGGAGGGAGAAAUGUGGCCUUAUAUUAAAGGCAUUUCCAUUUGAUGUAGCAACAGUAGCAUUUGAUGCUAAUAUUAGGCAGAGAGAAUUUUGCCUGGUUACGUUUUGGUAACACAUCUUAAGUUUUUAUGCUUACAGAAAACUGUUUUCAUUAAAACAUCACUUUCCUCCCUUGCAUGAAAGGCAAUUCUCAAAUGGAGGGAAGACUUGCUGUAAUACUUUAGUUGUGAAGAUCCUGAUUUCAUUUUUAGAUUGAGUGGGAAAUAAAAAAAAAAAAAAA